AUGGACCACCAAAAUAAUUUGAUGAGGCAGCUCCUCAACCAAAUAAACUUGACUCAAAACCUUGGCCUUGGACAACAGGGUGAAGAGAAAAGGAUGGAUGAACGCGCCGAUAGGCAGUUCGAUGAGUACCAAGUAGGUGGAGCAGGAGUAAGUAGACAAGGAGAUGCACAACAACGCGAUCAGCUUGCCGACAUGUCACAAGACCAAAGUGCACGAUAG
Messenger RNA from Prunus armeniaca (apricot), 219 nucleotides. Lineage: Eukaryota; Viridiplantae; Streptophyta; Magnoliopsida; Rosales; Rosaceae. The record is from the annotation of a GenBank genome assembly.